This is a messenger RNA of Argiope bruennichi, 2098 nucleotides long. Its product is annotated as polyserase-2-like. The transcript is spliced from 15 exons. The record is from RefSeq and is a predicted model, not a curated record. NCBI's taxonomy places the organism in Eukaryota, Metazoa, Arthropoda, Arachnida, Araneae, Araneidae. Gene Ontology annotation, molecular function: serine-type endopeptidase activity. Bases 277 to 1947 code for a protein of 556 amino acids. Gene Ontology annotation, biological process: proteolysis.
AAACCGGUAUGUAUAUACGCGCACAGCCGAAGUGCAGCGUGAAGGCUUUAAUUUUGCUAUGUUUAAAUACUGAAAAUAAAUUUAUUGUGGGUUAAUCUGGUCUUGUGACUGGAAAGCAACCUUCAUCAUCAAAACACCAUAAUAUGCGGAACCUGGCGUCUAACAUGGUGACCUAAAACAAAUCCAUUUACUAGGAUUUGAAUCCAUAUUUCAAGAAAUCUUGGUGCUCCAUUAACCAUUGAAGUUUACUGGAGGACUUUUGAUUUCUCUCCAAAAAUGAAAACUUUCAUCGCAGUUGCCUUUGGGGUGACGAUGCUGUUUAUUUUGUGCCUCAGUGUUGAUGCUAAAAAGAAGAAAUCAAAAUCUUCUGGUGCUCUGAAUAGAGACAACUGUGGCCGAACUUCGGUUCCUCUUGAUGAACUGUCGUACAGAAUAAUUGGAGGAUCUUUUGCUAAAGCUGGACAGUAUCCAUGGAUGGUUUCUUUACAAAAAAAAGUGGGAGAUACAUUUAUACAUAAAUGUGGAGGAUCUAUCUUAAAUAAGAAUUGGAUAGUCACUGCAGCUCACUGUGUCUUCAACAACACUGAUGAGAAGUUUCGAAUUCUAGCAGGAUUAUAUAAGUUAUCAGAUGAAAAUGCAUCUACAGUUAAAAAAUACGAGGUGUCACAGUUUGUUGUUCAUGAAGACUAUGACGAAUCAAUCAUAUAUCAUGAUAUCGCUCUGCUGAAAACUUCGACACCUAUUGACAUUGCUGGUUCCAAUGGCUAUAUAAAUGAAAUAUGCUUGCCUGGAAAAGAUAAAAGAGAUCCAACUGGUGAUGCAAUUGUUAUUGGCUGGGGUGACACAGAAGUCGAAGGUGAUCAUUCAGACACUCUGAAACAUGUCGAUGUACCUCUAGUUCGUCGCGAUGAAUGCAAGAAAAGAGUUAAGGGCCAAACUAAAAUUUACGAACAUGUAUUAUGUGCUGGUUCUGAAGGAAAAGACUCAUGUCAGAGUGAUUCUGGUGGACCUCUGAUGCAAAUAAAAAAUUCCAAAGCAGUUCUUAUAGGGAUUGUGUCCAAUGGAAUAAAAUGUGGAACUAAAGAAUAUCCUUCAAAGUAUACAAAAGUUGUAUCAUAUAGAGAAUGGAUAAAAUCCGUUAUAAAUAAGUCUGAUUACAAAAUGUUGGGUGCGCUGUUCGUCUUUUACAUAAUUCAACAGUUUGUAUUAUUAAAGGCUAAUUCUGAAGAUCAAGUUCCAGUAUUCGAUCGAAUUGUAGGCGGACAAAAAGCUGAAGAAAAUGAAUUUCCUUUUCAGGCUUCUCUUCAACGAAAGAGCAAAUUUGGUUAUUUUCACACUUGUGGAGCAGCUCUGAUAACAAACAAAUGGUUAUUAACAGCUGCACAUUGCAUAAAAAUAAAUUCAACAAGUUGGUACAAAAUAAUGAUAGGAAGCAGUAAAUUGAAACCAAUAGAUGCCGAAAACUUUUAUUCUAUUGAAAUGAUAGUUCUGAAACACGGUUUCGAUGAAUGUAACUUUAAUAACGACAUUGCUUUAAUUCAAUUAACGGAGCCAGUCAGAAGUUUAGUUCAACCCAUCAAGUUACCCGAUUCCAGUCCAGAUCUAAACAUUUCAGCCUCAGUUAUUGGAUGGGGAGCUACAGUUGAUGGAGGAAAGGCAUCAAAUGAUUUGCUGAAAGCUAAAGUGGCUCUUAUAUCGCACGAUGAUUGCCUCAAUUUUUAUCGCGAAGUAUCUGAAACUUCAAUGUGUGCAGGUUACGCAGAAGGAGGAAGGGAUGCUUGCCAAGGGGAUUCUGGAGGACCACUCAUUCAAACCAGGAACGGAGAAACUUUUCUCAUAGGAAUCGUGUCCUGGGGUAUCGGAUGUGCAGAACCCAAUCAACCUGGUGUAUAUACAGAUGUGUCUUUGUUUACUGCCUGGAUAAAACAUUAUGUACCAUUUAAAUAAUAUUUUCUUAAAGAGUUGUUAGAAAAGAAGUUCUCUCUAAAAAAACACACUUGAAAGUAUGAAUACAAAAAAUACUAACGUAUAUAUUUUUAAACUAUUGGAAAUAAUUGCAAAUAUUGCAAUAAUAAGAGUAAGUUAUUUAUUUUUUAUA